Messenger RNA from Petromyzon marinus (sea lamprey), 521 nucleotides. NCBI's taxonomy places the organism in Eukaryota, Metazoa, Chordata, Hyperoartia, Petromyzontiformes, Petromyzontidae. The record is from RefSeq and is a predicted model, not a curated record.
AUGACGAUGAUGACGGUGAUAGCGGUGAUGACGAUGACUCGCCCGACCCUCCACACCGCGCAGCUUGCGCUGGACACUCACCACUGGACGUGGCUGAGCCACGUGGCCAUGUGGGGCUCGCUCGGAUUCUACCUCGUCUUCUCCACACUCUUCGGAUCUGCCCUCUGGCCUCUGCUGCGUCACCAGGACAUGGUGGGCGUGGUGCGUGUGGCGCUGUCGGCAGCUCCCUGCUGCCUCGCCACCGCGGUGGUCGCCACGCUGGUGGCCGUGCCGGACCUCUUCCUGCACGCGCACGCACGGAGCACGCGGCCCAGCCUCACGCACGCGCUGCAGAUGGCGGAGAGGAAGAAGCGGAAGAGGGAGCCGUACGGGGCAAACGGCACGGCCCGGCACUCCGAGGCAUUGGAGAUGACCUACCCACUUUAAUCACCCCACACGCACCACACACGCACCACACACGCACCCCACACGCACCCCACACGCACCACACACGCGUCACACACGCACCACACACGCGUCAC